Sciurus carolinensis (gray squirrel) is the source of this 1287-nucleotide messenger RNA. Its product is annotated as WAP four-disulfide core domain protein 15A-like. The record is from RefSeq and is a predicted model, not a curated record. Gene Ontology annotation, molecular function: peptidase inhibitor activity. Lineage: Eukaryota; Metazoa; Chordata; Mammalia; Rodentia; Sciuridae. Bases 654 to 1082 code for a protein of 142 amino acids. Gene Ontology annotation, cellular component: extracellular region. The transcript has 4 exons.
CACAAAAGGAAUGUCAGACUGAUGUCCACGUAGAGAAGAAAAACCAGUCGGUCAUGGACAAAAGGACAGAGAGCAGGAUGGAUCCCAAGGCAGCUUUCCUACUCCAACAAAAUAGCGCAUCUAUGACAAGGAGCAAAGGUAGGAGUGAUAGAUGAGGGGAAUUCUAAAGGACAGAAUACCAUCAGAGAGCUGUGUAUCAUUCUGUGUGAAGAUGAAUUUCAGGGAAUGAAGUUUUACAAAAUCAAUAGAGUUAUUCAAAAUGUUCCCUUAUACCGGAUAGUCUUGAUUUUUAUUUUUGGAGGGUGCCGGCUGUUGAACCCAAGGUCUUGUGCAUUCUAAGCAGGAGCCCUAUGACUGGACUACACGGCAGCCUGAGUACUCUUGAUUGAUUUCACACAACAGUGAGACUUGAACUCAGAGCAUUACACAAGCCAGGCAAAUACUGAGCAACAUUCCCAGCUGCUUUGUAAAAUUUCAAAUUUGAGAUAGGGUCUUGCUAAGCUGCCCAGGCUGAUCUUGGCCUUGGGACCCUCCUGCCUUCUUCUCAAGUAGCUGGAAUUGCAGAAGUGUGCCACCAUGCCCAGCUGGACUUCUGUUUUAAGAUGCAAAUGAGGAGGCAAGAUGCACUAAGUCCUGGAUACCUUAAGUGAAUAAUGUGUUCUCCAGAGAUUGGACGGUACAUCGGUACAUCAGGCCUGGCAGACUCAGGAAAACCGCCGGCCUUUGCAGGCCACGCAUCUCUGACCUCUUGCCCCGCGGCCACAGCGCCCCCUGCCGGUGGCCCGCCGCCAGCGCGGAUACCACCCUCCAACCUCCACCACCCGCCGCGUUUCUCUUGCGUGAUGAAGCUGAGCAGCCUCUCUCUCCUCGCUGUGACCAUCCUCCUUUGCCUCCGCGUGACUCAGGCUAACCUGAAGAAGGAAGUUCAACAGAAACCCGGAUAUUGCCCGGAGUUCUUUCUUUCCUGCGCCUUCGUUCUGCUGCCUCGGUGCCGGCGUGAUGGAAGUUGCAAGGGCUCCAAGAAGUGUUGCUUCUACCAGUGCCAGCGGCAGUGCGUGGAGCCGUGGACGACGCUGGACUGAGGUGGAACCCCUGUAUAACCACUCCUGAGACUACAGCCUCAGACUUGGAUGAGAGGCUCCAAUUCUUCUGUGCUUCUCCCAGGCCCUUCCUGUUGUCUAAAGCUAAAUGCUUAUUUGAUAUGAAAACAAAACAAAGAAAUAAAAGUCCGUGUAUUAGUCCAUUUUCUGUUACAUGCAUGAGGCCCUGGGCUCAAUCCCUAGCAAA